AUUAAUUAUUAGCAAGGCUAGUAAAGCCUGGCAAGUAUUAACUAACAAAACGUUUAGUCAUUAAACUGGCUGGUUUCUCAACAUAGUCUGACUCAUUGUAACUUAAUAUAGAUAGUUCUUUGUUCAUAGACUUUAAUCUGUUGCCAAAGUGUUUGUAGCUUAUGUUCCCAUUUAACAAGGUUUUGUGGUCAAAACUGUGUGCCCACGUCCUCCUAAUGAACUGAGUGUCCAACAAAACAAAGAUUUGCAGUCUCCUUAGGAAGGCCACUGUGUAUACAUAGACCUCCUCUGUCCACGAACAUCCCUAAUGAGGUACAGAAGGGCACUUAUUACCCAGACAAAGACAUUCCGCUGGUGCUAGAGAGCCGCAGACGGAAGUCUUCUCUGCGUCUUGGAAAUGAAGCCAAGCUUUCUCCUUUCUUCAACCAUGAGGAUUGCUGUCCUCCUCUUUACCAUUCUCUUCUUUAUGAACCAAGUUAUACCAGCCAGGGGCAGAUUCAAGGAGGUAUGUGAGCGUCCAAAUGGCUUCUGCCAAGAAUUUUGUAUCGAAACAGAAAUCCAGGCUGGGAGAUGUUUAAAUGGACGACCGUGCUGCCUGCCCAUGGGGAAUCACCCACAAAUCGAUCUUACUACACCCAAGAAGGAUUGAAAUCUUUUCAAAGUGUUUUGUUUGGAUAUUUUAUUCUCUUGCUCUCUCCUGCUCUCUCAUCACUCUGUUUUUUCUCUCACAGUGAUUCUCAUUGAGCACUCAAUAAAUAAUAAAGCAAAACUAGCAAACACAAAA
This is a messenger RNA of Pteropus alecto (black flying fox), 784 nucleotides long. It is a transcript of the gene DEFB108B, whose product is annotated as defensin beta 108B. Lineage: Eukaryota; Metazoa; Chordata; Mammalia; Chiroptera; Pteropodidae. The transcript has 2 exons. Bases 398 to 649 code for a protein of 83 amino acids. The record is from RefSeq and is a predicted model, not a curated record.